AUGGCUGUUCUUGACAUCAACCAAGCUCGUGCUUGCUUUCCGUCCCUGAGAUCAGGGCAUAUUUAUGCCGAUAACGCAGGGGGGUCACGGACUGCUCAGGCAGUGAUCGAUCGGGUCGUGGAUUAUCUGUCCAACACCAACGUACAGCUGGAAGCUGGCUAUUCGGCUGUAAACUCUCAGCGCGUUGUUGAGGGCUCCAUCGCUGCUGCAGAGUUGUUCAAUGCUACAUCUCUCGAUGAGAUUGGGUUUGCAUCGAGUUCGACGAUGCUAUUCGAAAAUAUAGCUAGAGCACUCGAGAAUGAUAUUCAACCUGGAGACGAAUUCAUCAUCACCUAUGAACAUGAAGCCAACAACGGUCCUUGGAAGCGUCUGGCUGCGCGGCGCAAUGCCGUGGUCAAAUAUUGGCAUCCCAUACCAGUAUCUGCAGAAAAUCCUUACUCGGUUACAUAUAGGGUCGAAGAACUUUUGCCACUGGUUUCAUCACGCACCAGGCUGGCCGCGAUCACCGCGUGCUCCAAUAUUCUAGGAUCUGUGGUUCCUGUGGAAGAAAUAGUGAAAGCUCUUCGCCAGCGUGCAAAAGAGCAGGGAGCAAUAAAAUUCGAAGUGGCUUUGGACUGCGUUGCAUACGCAUCACAUAGAAAAAUGGACGUACAAAGGUGGGAUGUCGAUUACUGCGUAUUUUCUGUGUACAAGGUGUUCGGGGCUCAUAAUGCCACUGCUUACGUGCGGUCAGCGGCUCUGCGGACAUCCUUCACGUCCAUUGUCCAUGAUUUCCUAAAGGUGGACGACAAGCCCUAUAAGUUUCAACCAGGCGGUCCAGGCCACGAGCUCGUGUAUGGUGCAUCGGCAAUCGUGCCAUAUCUAAAGGGUGUUCGCAUCUUUGGGACAAGCGAGAUUAAUGUCUCAAGGAUUCCUACUGUCUGCUUUGUUGUCGUCGGACAGAACGCGAUCAAGAGUAAAGAUAUCGUGGAAGCAUUUCACAAAAAGGGAGGGAUCUCAAUUCAAUGCGGCCACUUCUGUGCGUAUUAUCUUAUUGAUAAUUUACGCCCAAAGUUGGACGUGAAUGACGGAGUCGUCCGCAUUUCACUUGUCCACUAUAACACCAUUGAGGAGGUGGAGAAGAUCGUGGACGUACUGCGGGAAGUUCUGGCUUAG
Messenger RNA from Suillus subaureus, 1155 nucleotides. Its product is annotated as pyridoxal phosphate-dependent transferase. Lineage: Eukaryota; Fungi; Basidiomycota; Agaricomycetes; Boletales; Suillaceae. The record is from RefSeq and is a predicted model, not a curated record. The transcript has 5 exons. Bases 1 to 1155 code for a protein of 384 amino acids.